CAGUGUGUGAAAGGCUUCGGAUGGCUGGGCACUGAGAGAAGAACACUGAUCGUGAACUGUUUCACUUUUUCAUGUAGAAAAGAAAAUCCAGGCAAAUCCAGCAGCCGUGAUGCAGUGAGGAGUUUAGCUCAGGAAGGAGAACCGCACAUACUCUUUCACGUUAGCGUAAAGAUCGUUCUGUCUGCGUUGCCCCCUCUGGCUGCUAUGGGGAACUACAGCUCUACAGAGAUUGAAGUUUUUAAAGGCAUUGUAUCAGCAGCGGGGAGCGAAACACACACACUGCAGAACCAAGCCUCAAUUAAUCAUCAUGAAGUGUGGGAUCGUCUGACUGAAACGCUGCAGGAACCCGAUCUGUUCUCCCUCAAGUUCCUCCACAACAUCACAGAGACGACCGGAGAACCUUCAGAACCUAAAACAGAUGCUCCUCCAGAACCAGAAGUCUCUCCAUCUCCAGAAGUUUCCUCUGCAUCCUCUAACUCCUCCUCCCCGACCGUCUCCUCCCUCAUUUCUGCACUCAGAUCCUCAGAUUCCUCCUCGUCACGUCCUAAACCCCAUCUCGUUGCUCACGGCCCUCCGACUUUACAGAAACUAAAUGUGGAGCUUCAUGACAUGAGAGAGGAGCUGGAGCUGCUGAAGACUCAGCACAAGAGAGAAAUUAAACUGCUAAUGAGCGAGCUAGAUGAAGAGAAGAAAAUGCGCCUUUCGCUGCAGGUCGAGGUGGAGCGUCUUAAGAGGCGCAUGUCCAAAUAAGACAUGGG
This is a messenger RNA of Ictalurus punctatus (channel catfish), 758 nucleotides long. RefSeq names its product SH3 domain-containing kinase-binding protein 1. The coding region runs from base 205 to 750 and encodes 181 amino acids. NCBI's taxonomy places the organism in Eukaryota, Metazoa, Chordata, Actinopteri, Siluriformes, Ictaluridae. The transcript has 7 exons. The record is from RefSeq and is a predicted model, not a curated record.